AUGGGGAAGAUGGUGGCUCUCAGGUCUCUAUAUCGUGCAGCUUCUCGUAGAUCUUCGAUAGGCUUCGCAGCUGUUGCCGGCAACCAGCUCCUUCGCCGUCAGUCAGCUCCUCGAUCCCUGUUCACUCUCUCUUCCGCCACCGCUUCUGCGGAUCGCAUCGCUUCCGGUUCUCGAUCUCCUUUGGCAAUCAAUAUUGGUAGCAAAAGAUCUUAUAGUGAGGAUGUGGCACACUUGCCCGAGAUUAAGGACCCUGAUGUCUUAUGUGCUUUCAAGGACUUGAUGGCUGCAAGUUGGGAUGAACUUGAUGCGACAGUCAUCCAUGAUGUGAAGAAUGCUCUGUCGAAGAACACUGAUGACAAAUCCGGUCAAGAGAUAUUGAAGAAUAUUUUCCGGUCAUCUGAAGCUGUCGAAGAAUUCAGUGGGAUGGUCAUGUCUCUAAAGAUGGAGCUAGAUGACAGCAUUGGGAUGAGCGGCGAGGAUGUAAAACCGCUAACAGAUGAUUAUGCAAAGGCAAUCCGCAUGUUUUUUGAACGAUACUCUGCGUAUUUGGAGUCAUUUGGACCUGAUGAGGCCUAUCUGAGAAAGAAAGUAGAGAUGGAAUUGGGUUCAAAGAUGAUAUUUUUGAAGAUGAGAUGUGCUGGCCUAGGAUCAGAGUGGGGCAAGGUGACCCUGAUUGGUACUUCUGGACUUGCUGGAUCUUAUGUUGAACAAAGAGCUUAA
Molecule: messenger RNA, 720 nt
Organism: Linum trigynum
Lineage: Eukaryota; Viridiplantae; Streptophyta; Magnoliopsida; Malpighiales; Linaceae
Source: the annotation of a GenBank genome assembly